Molecule: messenger RNA, 1107 nt
Organism: Symbiodinium sp. CCMP2592
Lineage: Eukaryota; Dinophyceae; Suessiales; Symbiodiniaceae
Source: the annotation of a GenBank genome assembly
AUGAAAGCAGUGCCUGAGAUCUCUGCCCUCGUCGAGGCCCUCGUCACUCGUUUCGCAGGGACCAAGGACCGCGGAAGCUUGGCCCGCGCAUUGUCGAACUCGGCGAAAUUGCGUUCAGCCUUCUCUGCGGAAAUCAUGAAGGAUUUGAACGUGAUCCAGGAGUUGUGCGGGGCCUCGACUUCGUCCGCGGCCGCGUCCUCGUCUUGGUCCUUCGCCGCGCAGAGAUGGGACAGCAUGUUGCAGGUUCUGUGCCUGUGCAGCAUGCGGAUUUCUGAGAUCCUUGACUUUCUCUGCAAAACUGCUCGCAGCAAGCUCGACAAGGAGAAUGCUGCCUGGGCGAAGCGCAUGCUGGACUUCUUCACCUUGGAGAACAUCGUGCACAUGGCCCUCGUCACCGAGUUCCUGGAGGCCUGCAAGCCAUAUGUCCACAAGAUGGACAACAAGGGCGGGAGCGUGAAGUCCAGCUCAGCUUCGCGGCAGUGCUCCCGGCCCUCGAGGAUCAGCCAGCAUGGUAUGGCUGCAGCCAGUCUUCGAGACAAGUUGGCACAGCUGUUCUCGUUUCAGUACAAGGGUCAGCCACACCGUCCUCUCGUCCUCGAUGCCCGCUUCACAGCUGGGUACUUGCAGAUUGUGACAGCCGCCCUCGGCCUAGGCAAGCGAACCUUCUCCGUCAUCGAGAGCGGAGAACUGAUUUAUCGUCUUCCAGGUGAGGGCGUGGACAUGGACAAAAUUACAGCAAAGUGCCUGGGGCCAGUCUGGUGUGCAAGAGAUCUAUUCUUGGAAGGCGUAAUGACUGAGAACGAAAGUGCCCUCGCUUCUUCGUUCUCCGCCUUCGACCUCGCCUAUUGGCAGAGCCAGCAUCGAGAUGACGAAGCCCUGUGGCCUGUUGUCUUGAAGCCCUUGGCAGAUGCCCUCGCCCUCGAUGCACAGAAGUUAUCCGAUGAUAUGGUUGUGGCCCGACCUACCGUCCGCGCCCUCUUGAAGUUCUGGCAGGGAGUGGUUGACCCCGAGGUCUACUGGGGACAAGUAGUCAUGCACUGGGGCAAGAAGCGGCUCCCUGCCCUCGCCCUCGCCGCCACUCAGCGGCUAAUUAUUCAUCCUGCAUGA